Molecule: messenger RNA, 4626 nt
Organism: Uloborus diversus
Lineage: Eukaryota; Metazoa; Arthropoda; Arachnida; Araneae; Uloboridae
Exons: 16
Coding region: 149-4204 (1351 amino acids)
Molecular function (GO): polyamine oxidase activity; protein binding
Source: RefSeq, a predicted model, not a curated record
AUCGUAUCUCUAUCCUUACGUUAUUUUAUUCUGAGUUGAACACGGUCGUGCUUUAUAGUGAUUUGCCAAAGCCAAACUGUGUCAUUUUACCAUGUCCUUUUUCUUUUGUAUGUAAGGCAGAGUAUACUCAGAGAAUUAACGAUUUCUGAUGGAAUCUGCGAUGUCGUCGGUGUCCGCUCAUGAUGUUUGUGUAACUUGUGUCAUACCUUGGCCGAUGUCGGAUGAUUCCUUUGUGUCUGGUUCUAAAGACGGGCAUCUGAAAGUAUGGGAUCGAGAUCCAGACGGUUCAUACAAGGAAAAUCCGCAUUAUCGUGUUGAAUGUCCUGAACAAGUAUUGUCUUUGUCUUGGCUGCCAGGCGGUAAAUGCUUUCCAUUUGGUUUGAUUAUAGCUGGUUCCAGUUCUGGAAACAUUUAUAGAGUUGACCUGCGAUGUCCUUAUAGGCUCUUUCAAUUAACGGGUCACAGCGCUCCUGUGAGGUGCUUGGCCCCUGGAGGGUCUUUGGGUGGUUUUAUUAGCGGUUCAAUGGACAUGAGUGCCAAGAUUUGGCUAAGUGAACACUGCCUUUUUACUUUACGUGGUCAUAAAGAUGAAGUUUCAGCUGUAGCACUUCUCAGAAAGGAUUUUGUUCUUACUGGUUCUGCUGACUGUACUAUACGUUUAUGGAAUUCAGACAAAUGUGAAAAUAUUUUUGAAGGUCACAGAUCUACAGUAACUGCUUUAUUACCCAAUUCUGAAGGAGACUUUUUGUCCUGUAGCUAUGAUGGAACUGUUCGAAUAUGGAGUUUAACAGGAGAAUGCUUAACUGUUUAUGAUUCACAUUCUUUAAUAUGUGAUAUUGUUUUCCUUCAGAACAAAGAAGAUAUUGCAGUACUUUGUAAUGAGAAAAUUGAUAUUAUUCGUAAAUUUGUCCUUUUUCAAAGGAUCACUACUCUAUAUCAUCCUCUUUCAUUUGCCUGCUCUGGACGUGGAACUAUUUCUGUUGGGAAUUGUGAUGGAGGUCUUCAUUUUUAUCGAAUUCCUGAAGAGACCAACAUUUUGCAUUUCUCAAAUUUAGUUGAGGAAAAUGAAGAGGAGAAAGGAAUUCACUCUCACAGCAACAACUGUCCUAUUUCAUCUCGCAAAGAGAGUGAAAGAAUUGUGGAACUAGUGCCCAGCAUGAAAGAAGUUUUCAAGAAAACAAUUGCUAUUGUUGGUGCUGGAAUUGCAGGUUUAUCGUGUGCUUCUCGAUUGAAAGAACUUGGCUUCUUAAAUGUGAAAGUCUUUGAAGGAACGGAUCGUCUUGGUGGUAGAAUUCUGACUCAAAAGUGUGGACCUGAUUAUGUUGAUUUAGGAGCUCAGUGGAUUCAUGGAGAAAGGAAAAAUUCUGUUUAUGAGUUUGCUUUAAAAGAAGAUCUAAUUUUAAAAGAAGCGCCUGAUUAUAUGAAUCAUCUUUAUAGUUUCAUAAAUUUGCAAAAUGAAUCACAAUAUGUGAUGGUGAGACAACUGCUUUUAUUUCUCGAAGAAAAAUUAGACAAAAUUGAUGAACAGUCUUAUUAUGAUGCUUCAAUUUUUAGUUAUCUUCACUUCCAUUUCACAGUAUGGACAUCGUUAAAUUUUCAUGAUGAGUCUACGGAAUUCUUAAAACCAGUUUUUAAUUGGUUUGUGAACUUUAUUUGUGAGCGUGAAGGAUGUCGAAAUUUAUCAGAUGUAUCAAGAAGUCUUUAUAAACGCUAUAAAGAAUGUGAUGGGAGACAAACUGUUGAAGUAAAAAAUGGUUGCUAUAGCAUAAUCAAAUCUAUUUUGAAAAAUAUACCAGAAGAAUGGGUUAUUCCUAAUCAUACAGUUGAAGCAAUUGAUUAUGUAGACUUUAUCCCUUAUGAUGCUAAGCAUGAAACUCCUGAAGUGCUUUAUGAUUGUCUGCACUCUGCUCUAAAAGCUAAAAUUAAAUUUAAAGAAGGAGAAACUGUAGUUUGUGAUCAUCUCAUACUGACUGUUUCUGUUGGCUGCUUGAAAGCAAAAAAAAUAGCAUUCAAUCCAGAGUUAGAGAACAGUAAACAAGCUAUCAUUGAUAGUAUUGGAUUUGAUGUCGUUAAUAAGAUUUGUUUAGAAUUUGAAGCUCCUUUUUGGAAUGAUUUAAGCAUUUUCAAUGUGUUAUGGGAAGAAGCUUAUGAAGAAAUUAUUGAAAAAUCUAAGCCCAAGGAAUGGAAAUGGAAAAUUUGCUGGCCAAAGUAUAUUAAUAGGUUUGCUUACUCCAUUGGUAAUACCAAAAUGUUAACUGCAUGGAUAGUGGGAGAAGGAGCUGAGUAUACUGAAGAAUUAAAUAAUGAAGAAAUAAUAUUUGGAUGCAUGAAGUUACUUGAACUCAUUUUACAUAGAGACAUACCAACCCCUUGUCAAAUGUGGAGAUCAACUUGGAAAACCAACCCAUAUUUUUGUGGAUCCUAUUCAUACUUGACCAUUGCAAAUGAAGAUCAAAAAGCAUUCAAUUCUGAUCUUGCUAAACCUAUUCUCUCUAAUCAUGUGUUCUGUCAACAGCACCCUGUCAUACAGUUCGCUGGUGAAGCAACGCACAGUAGCUUUUUCUCCACAAUGCAUGGUGCUUAUGAAACUGGUAUUCGUGAAGCAGACAGGCUCGUUGAUCACUAUAUGAAAGGUUGUGAUCUACUAUUGAAGUCCAACAAAGCAUUACAAAAUAUUAACAUCAAAAUGCCGAGAAAUUAUUUAAAAGUUGUUGUUAUUGGGGCAGGAUUAGCUGGCUUAACUUGUGGUUUACAUUUACUUCAGAAAGAUUUUGCUGAUGUUCUGAUUUUAGAAGCUCAGAAUGUUGUUGGUGGUAGGGUAUCCACUAUGAAUUAUGGUAAUUCUGUUCUGGAAUUAGGGGCUUCAUGGCUUCAUGGCUCCAGCAACCUUUUGUACAAAUUUUCACAUGACAAUAAUCUUUUAUGCAAUCCUUCUGAUUUUCCAUCACAUGAAGGAGAAGGUGUGUUUUGUACUUCAAAUGGAGACAUUGUUGAUGCAACAAUUGUUGAAGAAAUCAAAGAAAUUUUAAAUAAUAUAAAGAACGAAUUAGGUAUUAAUAAUCUUAACAGCAAAGAUUUGAAAUCUGUGAUGGACGUUUUCUCAUCUUACUUCAGUUCUUACAUAUCUAACUGUAAUCACUGCUCAAAUUCUGAUGUUAAAUGGGCACUAUUUCAUUGGUUUAUUAAGUUUGAGACCAUAGACAAUGGCUGUGACAGUUUAAAUGAGGUUGCUAUUCAAAGUUAUACAGAUUGGCAGGAUUGUUGUGAAGAGAUGUAUCAUAUCAAUUACAAAACUGGUUUUCAAUCAGUGAUAGACAGCUUAUGUGCUCAAAUACCAAGCAAUUGCAUAAAAGUUAAUAUGCCAGUAAACACUGUGAAAUGGAAUGACAAAUUCAUUUUCAGAGAAAAAAAAUUUUUUGAAACAGAAAUUGACAGAGAAUUUCCAAUUUUACUUCAGUGUGAAGAUGGUGAAUGUAUUUCUGCCGACAGCGUUAUUAUCACUGCCUCAAUUGGUUUUUUGAAAGACAAUAUGGAUAAAUUCUUUAAUCCAGUUUUACCGCUGAAAAAACUUCAAUCAAUACAAAGACUUGGCUAUGGAACGAUAAACAAAAUUUAUCUUGUUUUUGCUGAACCUUUCUGGAAUGAUGAUAGUUGUGGUUUCCAGCUCAUCUGGCUGGAUAGUAUGCAUAAUGAUUGUAGAAAGCUCUUGAAUGAGAAUCCAUGGAUUAAUGGAAUCACUGGUUUUGAUGUUGUACGAAAUCAACCCAAUGUUUUACUUGGUUGGAUUGGUGGUAUGGAGGCAAAACAAAUUGAAAACAUUGAUGAUAUAACUGUGAAAGAAGUUUGCACUAAAAUUUUAAGAAUAUUUCUCAAUAAAAAAGAUAUUCCAUUCCCAAAAGUAAUUUUCAGGACUUACUGGUACACAAAUCCCUACAUAAGAGGAGCUUAUAGUUUUCGGAGCAAAGAGUUCUCUCAGUUUGGUCAUUCAACAGAAGAUUUUUCUCCCUUGUGCUGUACUUAUGUUAGUGAAAAAGAAAAUGAAAUUGAGUGGCCUAUUAUGAUUUUCUCUGGGGAAGCCUUUGACCAAAGUGCAUUUUCAUCAGCUCAUGGUGCCUUUCAGUCUGGUUUAAAAGCUUUUCAGUUUUUAGAUGAUGCAUGCUCUAAAAUUGAGAGAGAUUUGGUGCAGACUUGUUGCAACAGAUGAAGGAAAAAGUUUCAUAUGUUUUACUUUGAAAUUAAGCUUUAUUAAAAAGGUUCUAACUUUUUUUCUCCAUUCUUCAUGCUUUACAUCUUUCUUACUGUAAGAAUCAAGUUCUUUUAAACAUGUACCUGCUUAUGAAUAUAUUUUGUAAAAAGUCUGGGGAGUCACAUGACAAUGUGGUUUGACUGUAUUUCUGAAGAUUAAGAAAAUAAGUAAUCUGUAUCAUCAAAUUAUUUUUCGGUAAUAAACUUACUACAUACUUUUUGACGUUUUAUAGACAUUGACACACAUGAAAACUGCUUUACAGUGCAUUGCAGAAGUUUAAGCACAAUGCAAAUAUUUGAAUAAAAUAGAAAACUAUUCAACUGAAUGCUUUCAAACUUCUACUGUAGGAGGCUAGUAUAGAUCAUAAAUAUGCAUCUGAA